UCGUGUGAGUGAGUGGGAUUCGUACAUAUGUGCAAGAGAAAUGUGCUUUGUAUAUAUAGAGUGAUGGAUUCUAAGUAUUCAGAGGUACCCAGACAGAGAGACUUACCUGGUGCUUUGGCCAUGGCUACAGUGAAGAAUCAGAAACUGCCGGUGUCUGAUCCCUCAAAGGGUGAAGAAAGCCGCAGUAAAGGCUCGGCCAUGACCAGAAAAGGAGCCUAUGCUGCCAUCUCUUACAUGGCCUCUGCAGUUCUCUUGAUAAUGUUCAAUAAAGCAGCCCUUUCUUCCUACAAUUUCCCGCGUGCAAAUGUCAUCACACUUUUUCAGACGCUAUGUUCAUGUUCAAUUCUCUACGCAAUGAAAUGCUGGAAGAUCAUUUCUUUUUCAAUGGAUGAAUCACAAAGCAUUACAUACAACCCAGCAACCCUUGUACCAUUUAAGACAUUGGCUCAAACUCUCCCUCUUGCAAUAUCAUAUUUGCUUUACAUGCUGGUCUCAAUGGAAUCUGUACGGAGCAUAAGUGUUCCCAUGUACACUACCCUCAGGCGAACCACCGUGGCUUUUACGAUGACUAUGGAGUAUCUCUUGACUGGGCAGAAGCAUUCCCCUUCUGUUGUUGCCUGUGUGGGGAUAAUUAUACUCGGUGCAUUUGUUGCUGGAGCUCGGGAUUUGUCAUUUGAUGUCUAUGCCUAUGCUGUUGUUUUCAUGGCAAACAUCUGUACAGCAAUAUAUCUAGCUUUGAUAGCUCGUAUUGGUAAGUCCAGUGGCCUGAAUACCUUUGGUCUUAUGUGGUGCAAUGGAAUCAUAUGUGGACCAAUCUUGCUGUUCUUGACAUCAAUCAGAGGAGACCUAGAAGUGGCACUAAACUUCCCUCAUAUAUUCUCCCCUGGCUUUCAGGUUGUGAUGCUUCUUUCCUGCAUUAUGGCUUUCUUAAUAAACUAUUAUGUAUUUUUGAACACCACUCUCAAUUCAGCACUCACUCAGACAAUUUGUGGUAAUUUGAAGGAUCUUAUUACUAUUGGGCUUGGCUGGCUACUAUUUGGCGGGCUUCCGUUUGAUUUGUUGAAUGUUAUUGGCCAAUCCCUUGGUUUUCUUGGAUCCUGUUUAUAUGCCUAUUAUAAACUCAAAGGAGAGUAAGUAUAUGAAGCUGCUGCAUGAAAGUUUUCCUUUUACCGGAGGUAACUAGCUCAAAUGGCUCAGUGUUGCUGCUUCUGUCAGCUGUCAAAUUUUGCUCUGAGGAUUAAAGGUUCUUAGGAAGCAUGUGAAAACAUAUAGAAAUUUCCUUGCAAUAUAGGAUGUUCUUGUUUCAAAUUACAAGGCAGGGCCUUUUAUAGUCCCACUCCCAUUGCAGGCGAUUUGCAGAUUAGAAUGAAAUGCGAAUUCAAUUUUCUUUCCUAUUUACAUUAAUUAAAACUCAGAGCAAACAUUAAGACUUCAGGUUCUAGUCAAAUUGGGAGAUCAGAUUAUAGAUGACAAA
Molecule: messenger RNA, 1474 nt
Organism: Juglans regia (Persian walnut)
Lineage: Eukaryota; Viridiplantae; Streptophyta; Magnoliopsida; Fagales; Juglandaceae
Product: UDP-N-acetylglucosamine transporter UGNT1-like
Exons: 11
Coding region: 28-1134 (368 amino acids)
Cellular component (GO): Golgi apparatus
Molecular function (GO): antiporter activity; GDP-fucose transmembrane transporter activity
Source: RefSeq, a predicted model, not a curated record